UAUAUAUAUAUUUAUUAAUUUUUACGAAGCUGUAUGUAGGUUGAAUAUGAAUAUCUGUACAUAUUUAUAUAUAUAUAUUUAUAUGCACAUAGGGCACCAAAUAUGUGGCAUUCCCGUUACACGGAACUUUAUUCAGUUCAAAUAUAAUAUCUUAAAACUAGCUGGUGUAGAAAUCCACGAAAAAUCGCAGUGGCAAAUUGAGUCUGCGAUUUUUAAAGGCGAGAGCCGUCGCUAUUUUGCCGUCGCAGUGCGUGUGUGAGAGCGCGAUAGCAACAUUGGCUUUAGAAAGGAACAGCGCUAGCAAAACAAAUCAAAACACAAAUCAUGUGCACAUGUUGACACCGCAUUUAACGCAGCAACAAAGUUAGCAGAACACUACAUCCGCGCAGCCAAAUACAUCUGUCAGUGUGUGCGUGCGUGCAGAACUAACACAAACGAAACUAAAGUAAAUGCAAUAAAAAACAUGGCAGCGCCACCAACAAACAAUGCAACAAAUUAAUGAAGCCCUUCAGUCGUUGACGUUGUUUGGCUAUAGCCGUCGCAGGCGUAGUGGUUCCAGAGCACACCAGUGACGCUCAUCGUCACCGGCAUGUUUGUUGGGCCAACCAUUGUGCCAUGGAAUUGAGUGAGUGAGCGAAUAUGAGAAAGAGCGAAGUAAGUCGUGCCCAUAUACCGGCAUACAGCCGCACUCGCUGGUGAUGUUCAUGCAACAAACAACAAUUUCUCAAAUGUAAAGAUGGCUGCCGCAAUGGCUGAAUUGGUAAAAAUGGAAUAUGAAAUACCACUGAAAUAGGUAUGCAUGCAUGUAGGAUUGCACGUCUAAACUCCAAGCAUUUGAAGAGCACGACAAAGCGGAAUAAGCAGCAAAAGCAUAUAUUGGUGUCUUGUAUUGGUGGGGGCUAUAGUAAUGGCGGUAGUGUAACGGUGGUAGUUAUUAAGAAAGCGAGCGCCGGCCGUCGCAUGCAAUUGGUUCAUGUAGAUGCGCUUCCGUUCUCACGAUUAGAAAGGAAGUGCGCGCUCAUCUCAGGCAGCCAUUAAAACAGCUGUUUUGUUGAAGAGCGUCUACACGCGCCCAUCAUUUAUGUAUGUUUGAUGAAGUAUUUAUUUUGAGAAGAGUGAGUAUACAUUCGAAACUCCGACGUUCAGAGAGACUAACGUAUUCAGCGCAUCUACUCAAAAUCUCCCAAUAUGUGGAAAAUUUUGUCUCAGCUGUUGGCGUCAGCUGCGCUUUGCUAAAGGCCAGCGGCACAAUCAUCUAUUCUGCAGGCCGUAGCUUAUUGGUGUCACAGUCGGUUGAGAGAGCUCGUUCGCAAAAGUCAAAUUUGAUGUAAAUUGGAGUGAACGCGUCGCGACGUUGAAGAGCUCAGAAAAUUAUCAAAACAUUACAAAGCCAAAAACUAGAACUUAAUGUACGAUAUUUUUCUAUAAUUAAUUUGGAUUAUAAGCGAAAACGACUUACAUUAGUUAAGUAACAAGAAAACAAAAAAACAAAAUUGUGAUAAAAAAAAGCAAAGCGAGUAACUCUGAAGUGAAAAUUUGAAGAAAAUCAGCAAAACACCAAAGUUGUACAGAAAAUUUUUGUACGCACACAUACAUACCAUUUGACGUGGGCUGCGAAAAGCAACAGCAAAUUCUGACCUCAAUACGUUUGUAAGGCCAGACAAUAAAAGGGCGUUGUGACUUUAUUCCGCUGCCACUUCGCUGACGUUAUGCCCUUACAGACUUGAAACGUCGAAGUCAGUGAGAACGUGAACGGCGUAAUAAUCAUUGCAACUGUCCAUUUGAACGUAUGCGCUAAGAGUUAGUUGUAUUGUCGCGCGGUGUGCCCAUCAAACGGUACGUCAGUUCGCCCGUCUGUCGGUGGUAUAUUAAUCGUCUAUUACGAACUGUGCAUGUUUGAAAGAGAUAACAAGUCAGCAUAACCGUCUUUGAGUGCGUUCUGAACAAACAAAUACAAACACCAAAGCAAAGGACUAAGUAGGUAUGCAUACAUACCACCUCUGCGGGUCAAUUGUUGUUGGACGCUUAAAAAACGUUAACCAAAAAAUUGUAAAGGGAAUCGAUUGUUCUGCGGCAGUGCCAACAAGAAAAUCAGCUGUCGUGGCAUAGCAGCCAGUACCCAACUAAGUGCAGACGCGCAAAACUGAGUGAAACCCAAACCACUCAAACUGAGCGCUGAGACGCUGAAUAGCAACCACCAACAUCAAGUGAAGAACGGAGUGCGAAGAGCCAAUUCCUGUAAUUGCCGCAGUCGACGGCAAUUUUACUGCCACAGAAUACUGAGCUCAGAGACAAGGCCGAAAACGAAUUCGGAACCAUAAACUACCAGCUAGUAAACGAGGGCAGUCAUUAAGAAUUUUUUUCACUACACUUGGGUUGGUCAUAGUAAAUAGACGGUCGGUAAAACGGUGAAUAAAGAAAAAAACGUUAACGUCUCCGUCACGUAAAACAAAUCUAAUUAAUUCAACAUUGCAGUUGCAACUUGACCAAACACACACACGCAAAGAUAAUUAAAUUAAGGCUGAUUAAUUUUUUGUAAGAAAAAAGACAAUUACAAAAGCAAACGUAACUAAAUUCAAAGUGUAUUUUUAGUUCUUCGUGAGUAAAGACUGAUAAAAAGUAACGACAAGGAUUAUUCCAAAAAUACAAGAAUACAAAAAAUAAAAAUUCAAUAAUAAUAGAAUAAUUAAUUAUAAGAAGAAAGCGAAGCCAAUGCAGUUAAAGCAACAAAAACACAUUCACAAUUACGGGUUGAUAAAAUACGUUAAAAAUUAAGUAACUAGUUCAUGUGAAACUAAUAUAUGUAGAACAAAUUACAUAUAAUACGACUAAAAUAACCGUAAUUCAUAGAAAAGUAAUUAUAUAUUUCUACCUACUUGCUAAAUAAAAUACAAGGAAAUGAUAUAACAAAGUAAACAACAGCAACAUAUGGAUUAACGUUCCUGGUAUAAUUAACAAGAAACACCCCAUCUACACAAAAGGAUCUGCGCAUACCUGCACAGCUCGCGGAUUAAUAUCAGCUAAAUAUAUACAUAUAUAGAGCUGGUGUGAGCUUUGCAUUACAUCCACAAUCAUAGUUUCACUGAAAGAAAAGCUCCAAAAGCAACAGUAAAUCAAAGAGUAUAUUGAAAGUGGAUUACCAUACCGUUUCGAUAUCACUUUAUAGCACCAGCAACAAUUUGGAUAACCGUCGCUAGUGUCAGUUGUGUAUUGUUUGAUACGUUUCGAAAUUUCAUUGAAUUAUCGUCAUUUGAAACACCAGUGCCUGAAGAUAAGAAGUGCAAGAAAAUAAUUGCAAAAAUCAAAAGUAAAAAUUCUGUGCUCGAAAUACAUUUCGUGAAUAUUUCGCAACUCCUUACGCUUUACUAUAAAAGAAAUAACCCAAACAAGGAAAUUAGUGCCAACAAAAACAAAAGCAAAAGCAAACUAAGCAGCAAUAAAGUUAGAUUGUGUUUGUUAAAAUUGAGUCCUUCCAUGUGAAUUCACCCGCAAAAUUGUGAAGAAAGCUAAUGUUAUAAAAUAAAAGAAAUUGUGGGCAGUGUUUAUAACGAAUUCCAUGUGAAUAUAAAAAAGUGGGAAACUUGUGUGUGAGAGCGUCUUUAAGAUUGCUAAAAUUAUUAACGAAAAUAUUGCCAAAAUGACGAUGGCAGCGUGCUACGCCAACUAUGAAAUGUCUUUGCCACAUAGCAUGUCUACAGCGGCGUUGCUUAGUGCUCAACAUCAUCACCAUAAUCACCUCAAUCACAGCCAUAGUCACCACCAACAGCAACAGCAGUCGCAGCAAACGCAUCAUCAGCAACAACAGCAAAUUUACCAUCACACGCAGCAGCAACAUCAGCACCACCAGCAGCAACAUCUCUCGCAAUCAUCAAAUGUGGCAACGUCGUCGUCGUCCACAACUGUGAACCGUUCAACGUCCAUGGCGGCGGCGACGCCGGCUGGCCGAGGUGGUAAUGCCUCCACAGUCACACCCGCCGUCGCCGCCACCAACUCAGUUAUAAGCAGCACCAAUAUUGGCAGCGCCAACGUCACCAACAGUCGCAGUAACAGCAGCAGCACCACCAAUAUUAGUAAUGGUCCAACAAUGUCAGCUGGUCCAACGGUGGCGAUCGUCAGCACCGGCGGCACUGCGACACCACAGAAAGACUAUUCCAUUCCAUUGCAUGUAGAUUGCAGCGUAGAAUAUGAAUUACCAAAUCAACCCAAACCACCGGUAGGCCAACGAGUCGAGCCAUUGUUGAUGAUUCAUCCCUGUUACUUUCGUAAAAUGGAAUCACAACGGCGCAGUCCUUUUGUUAACAAUAUGCCAGCGUCAGCGCGCAACAGCACUGCGUUGUUGGUGAGUGGCUUAAGUAGCUCCUCAUCGUCAGCAACCACGAGUGGUGCUGCGUCAUCGGCGGCGAGUACGUCUGGUGCAGCUGUCACUAGCUCAUCGACGCGUCGCUCAGCUGCACGUCAAUCUCAGGUUAUACAGCAACAGCAGCAGCUCCAAACACAGCAACACUUGCAGCAGCAUCAAGUAGUUGCGCAAUACCAGCAACAGCUGCAGCAGCAACAACUGCGGCAGUCAACACAACAACAGCAACAGUCACAGUUGCAACAGGAGCAACAGCAGCAACUUCAACAGCAACAGAUGUCGCAAAUGUCGCAACAAGCGCACUAUCCAGUGGUGGUGGCGCACCACCAUCUGAGCCACCAUCAACAACAAACGCAGCAACAGAAAGCGGCGCAACAACAAGCUAGCAUUGCCUCAUCUGCUCCAACAUCCUCCUCCGCCUCAACAGCGGUGUAUAUUGAGCACGCCAGUGCAGUGAGGAGAGCAGCAGCCGCGGCUGCUGUGCAUCACCGUAGUAACCAAAGCCGUGCCGCAAGCGCUGUUGCCAGCAAUGCCAGCCAAGUGCAUCAGCAACAGCAACUGCAGCGUCCAAGCCAAAGCACAACUGCCUCGAUUGCAGCCGUGGCCGCCGCCGCCGCAGCAGCCGCCGUUACCUCUCAAAGCCAUCAGAAUAUUCUAAGCCAGAAUGCCUCACAAUGGGACCAGUUGGCAGCGAUAGCCGCCCGCUCCUCGAUGACACCAGUCGCAGCUGCGGCAGCUGUGCACUCCAGCCAAAUGUUGGCACCACGCAGCACACCCGCCUUAUUCGGCAAAAGUCUGUCCGCCGUAGGCAAACGAGACGCUAUGAUUUCCGGCGGCGUAUACGGUGCCAAUGGUGCGUCGGCAGCCAGCAGCGUAGUCACGCAUCACAACGGAAAGCAGCAACAACAACAACAACAGCAACAAGUGCAUUGUUUGCCCACUGGUGCGAUGUGGGCCGAUCCGAGCAGCGUAGCGUCUGCCUCAGCAGCCACCUCGUCCACAGCGUCGGCGCUGAUAAUCGAUCGCAGCCCAAUGGCAACAGUUCCUAGCAACUAUCAGGCUGGGCCUGAUACCACCCCGACAAUAAGCACACACUACGCACGUGACGAAAAGCUUAGCGGCAAAUACCGACAGUACUUGCGGUCGCAGCGCAUGCAUCCUUAUUUGUCGGCGACAACAACGAAUGUGGCUGCCGUCGCUGCAGCGGCCAAUCUCGGCCAGACAUUUCCACAGUUCGCGGCCACGCCAUCGUUCCAGCAUCUGCAACAGAUUUCCUGUUACAAUGUAUGAUCGACAUGAAACGCUGACACAGCAGUUGCGGCAACAACAGCCCCCGUAGCAGCAACAGCAACAGCAGUUGUGAAAACUGUCAUUGUUCCAUCAAGCGAUUAAAUGCAGUGCAGCUAGCAAAUUGCUUCUUAUGAACGCCGUUUUACAGCGGGUCUUUGGUUGACGGUGGACAGUUGAAGUGAACAAGUCGCAUAGCUUUUGGAGUUAGCCGAUUCCAUGCAGCACGUAUAAUGAAGUUGCGGUAGUGUAAAUGGUAAAAUUAUUUGCAAAACAAACUUAUGGAUUACUUUCAAAUGCCAGAUAGCGCAUUUCGUAACAUAAAAGGCAAAAAUGCUAAACAAAAUUACAUAAAUACAAAGUAUAAGAGGAAAAUUAAUGUUAGGCGAUAGCUGCUAAAUUGUUAAAUUGAUGAAGAACCCAUUAGAAAAUAUUUGGAAAUAAGACUACACUAUUAGAAAAUGCAACACAUUGUCGAUAUUUAUGUACCGUAACGUUACGCCAUUGACGAAUCGAACAGUUGGACGCUUAACGAACACGAAGACGCUUCAACAUUAUUGUUAAACGCUUGCUAUAAAAGCUCUAGGGUAGAACGCAUGUGUAGGUGUGUAGGCCCAGGCGGUCCUAUUGUCCCGUAGGUAUGUUUCGCCGACGGCUCUUGCACCUCUUUAGGCUACUAACACGCAUACAUACACAUGUACGUGUCGAUCGUAUUAGCUGUUGAGAAUGCCGUCGGCAUUUUAAAUGUAGCCAACGCGUCUUAUAUUGUACAUAUGUAUUGUAUGGCGGUAGGUGUGUGCUCAUUCGAUUAUUUAAUGCAGAUGCUUUCAAUACCUGUACCAUGUUACUCCUUUGCGUGCAAUGGCGGUGCAACUUAAAAUAACAUAAAUAUGCAACAAAGCCAGCUAAGCUUAUGGGCCCUCGAGGCAAACAGAAAUGAAAUAUAAAAUCGAAUUUGUAAGUACUUGCCGUAGCGAAUUGCUUAACGAUCUAGACGCCCGUUUUCCGUAAAAGUUGCGUAGACAAUGUAGGCAUACAUCCACAUACACCAACAUGGAUAUGCGUAUGUACAUGAGCGUCAGUACUUAAUUUGUAUUAAGGCUUUAUUUAUUUGUUUUUCUAAAAAUUUUAAUUUUGUACUGCUUUAUUCACUGUAAAUAUAAUAUAAUGUAAAUAUGUAUGCGUAUUCGUUGUUGGCCAAAUCUCAUUUGUGGUUUAUAGAUUAACUCACGAGUUCGCUCGAAAGCGCGUUUAUCAGCAGAAACGAAUGACCUUCAGUGCUUUCGUUUCAUCAGCACUUUCUUGAAUUCCUUAAUUAAUGUGAUAUUUAAUUUAAUACACACGCUUAUGAAAUUCCCAAAUUCACAGCGCUAUAAAUGAUAUUAGGUAAUAGUAAUUUAAUUUAAAAUAGAUUAAAUAAAAAAUAAUUAUUAUUCAAAAAUAAUAUUAUGAAUGGAAAUGUGUUUUGUUUCAUAUUGUUUUUGGAUGUAGAUCGGUUGGUGUUCUUCUGAGCGUGUUUGUGUGUGCGUUUAAUUUUUUAAAAAUGACGCAUUCGGCGCGAUGGCCUAUCUGUUCAUCGGCUUUCUGUCGUCUUGCGUCGCUCAAAUGGCCAGUCGCAGUUUGGUUGUUGUUGUUGCUUGGCCGCUUUGUCUGUCACUGGCGUGUUAUAAAUAAUUACUUUAUUUAUUUUGUCUAUUCAUUAUGCGCCUUAUUUCAAUGAGACUGCCCGCAUUUGGGUCAGCCACUGAAUAUAUAUAUUUAAAUUAAAUAUACAAAUUUCGGUUUUAAGACUUGACAACGCGCCACACACAAACACAUACACCCAUUUAGCGUACAUUGUACCAGCGAGUGGCAGUCUAACGCCUUUUAUUUGAAUUUAUUUUUUAAACUUGCUAUUUUGCAUUUCAAUUACAAAUUUAUUUAAAGUCACUGGAUUAUUAUUUAGUUUCGCUUUGUUUCUUGGCUGAGCAAAAAUGUUGCUCUUGCUAAAUAAUAAACCUCGCUUAAUUACAAAACGAGGUGGACUUUGUUGCUACAUUUCCACUCGUGCAUGCAAGUAUCUAUAAUUAAUUGUGUCCAUAUUGUGUACUCAGUGGAUUUAAUGAUACAAAUGAACCUCGCAAACAUUGUUUUUGGUGGUAGACAGCGCUGGCAACAAAAUUAAUGAUUGAGAAGAGUUUUCCGAGACAAAGGCUAUUGCAAAGUGGACGUUCAAGGCCGAGUCGAGCCCAAAGCUGAUUCCGAGCAGCGCUGAUUACCGCGCGUACUUUGCUAUUAUACACGUACAUGUGCACUUUUCUUUUUAAAUCUGUUCAUUUUAUUUGCGCUAAUGCAAGUGAAAAGAGAAGAAAUGCACUCCGCAGAUAAAUAAUAUUUUGCUUCCAGCUCUGUGCUAUUGAAAAAAAAGUCCUUGUGAUUUCGGACGGGUUUGGAGCUUAUUUGUCGCAUUCGUCAGCUUUGCGCUCGUCUCGACUUUCAGUGUCUACUCUGCAGACACCCAAAGUAUUGAAACAAUAGUGACGUUGAUCUUGCUUAUGCAUAAUUCAGGCCUGAAGCUCAGUGACGAACAUCGACCAACUUGCUCCAAGACGGUUACGGGAAACACGAACACACAUGCAUAUGCGUUAAUUGAACAUUACUAUGACAAAUACUAGCAACAAGGAUAUAUUGAAUACAAUUAGCACUUAACAAAAGAAUAUUAUUAAUUAGCUGCUGAAACAUAAAUAUAUACAUAUAUACAAACACACGAAGCAAUGAGGUAAUUAAUGUUCCAUAUAAGCUGUUUUAUGAAGCAAUAACAAUUUACAAAUUAAUCAAUGCAUACAAGAAGCCACAAUUAGCUGCGCAUGCGCGUAUACAUACCGCACGUAUAUAUAUAUGGUAUACAUAUACAUACAAUAUAUAUUAUAUACAAUACAAUUAUUGAUUAUGCCGCAUAGAAGCAUGUAAACUUCAUAUGUAUGUGUACAGAGCCAUGCAUUACGCCAGCAAGCAUGUACUUGUAGAACGGAAACAUGGCAGCAACAACAUAUCUAAUGUCGGUUGAGCGGAGGAAGCACUUAAGAGUAAAUUAAAUGGGUUGAAGCGCAGAGCAAUGGCAGCUGGCUGCUGAUCAGACUGGCCAAAGCGGCAGGUAGCGGGGCAAAAGUUGUAGGAUUUUCGUUAAGUCAACAUUGAAAUGAAUGCAUUGUUAUACAUUUACGCGCAUUUCAAUUGAAAAUAUUUAAAAUUGUUAACGGCGAGGUGUAACCGGUUGAAGGGUUUCGCGGGCAGUAAAAGCAAUAAAGUACGAUGAACUGCAGGAGACAAAAAUCACUUUAUCAAAUAGACGCAUACACAUACCAUACAUGUAGUUGAUUGUUUGUAAAGGUGCGAGGGCUGAGGCGAAUAAAAUUGCUUUUGUUAAAUGUCGAGGCCUCACAGACCAGAUUUAACGUCGCAAACAACACAAUUCAUUGCCAUGAAAUUGUACGUUUCACAUAUAACAAUAGACAGGAGACGCCUACAACUGAGUACCGACCGCUUUCAUGAAUGUUCAGUUUGUCAAGCGCUCUUUCGACUUAUUCUCUCUGACUUUGUGCAUCUCGGGUAGAAAUUCUUUUACAGCUUACGAGAAACUAUUAUGUUCAAAAACAUAAAAAUGUAAAUGACAAGUAGACGGAGAACAUUAACAUACAUGCUAACGUACAUAUAAUACAUACAUACAGGUACAUAUGUAUGUAUAUGGCUGCCUAAGAUAUUGUAUAAUAUAAAGUAUUACAUAUUCAAAUAGAUAUCAGUGCUGAAACCUUAUUGAAACUAAUUAUAUACAUAUGGUAUAUGUACAUACAUACAUACAUACUCACAUAUGCGAUAUUAUAGGUACAUCUGCCAAGUCAGUUAUGACAACUAUUUAAUUUGGGACAAAUAAACCGACACAAUAAGGACACCCACAUCGACUACCGAACCCCUGCAAAUGAAAGAGCGCUCUGCAGCGCUUCGACAGUACGGCAAACACAGAUAACACCAAAAACCACACAAUUCAUUUAUGUCACACAAUAUUUUCCUUUAAGCGCUUUUAAAAUCGCCAAAUCGAACUUAAGUCGGAGUGUAGUUAAAUUUGUUAAAGUUAACAAAUCAACACAACAACUACAGCCGCAGGCAAUUGUAGCUAGUGACGUUGCAAGUAAAGUAAAGGAGUAGAACUGAAUAAGUAAAAAAUAACAAAAUAGAAAAAAAAAAAAACAAAUUAUAUGCAUUCACACAUACACAAAUAGGCACUCAUACAAAAUAAAAAUGUAACGAUAAUAACUUAGAACUGAAUCCAAAUGUAAUUACUAGCAAAAAUGCUAGUGUCGAGCCGAGAACAUCUCGCCAACUACCUGUAUAUGCUAUAAUAUGUAUGUAUAUGUGACACAUUUUGCCCUUCAUGAAAAGCGAACUGUUAAACGCAUACAUACAUAAGUAAGUAAGGAAAUAUACUUAUAUACAUAUAUCUUAAUUUUGUUUUCAAAGUUUCCAUACAAUAUGAAUAUUUUGAAUAUGUGUGUAAAUGCAAUGCAAGCCAUUAUGCAUACCAACAUAAUCAUAUGCAUUUAUACAUACAUACAAACGCUCUUGUUAAUCAGCAUGCGCAAACAUAUGUACAUAUGUAUAAUUGUGUGUGCUUUUGAAUGCCGGCGCAUUUGCUUAUUUUUAAGUAGAACAAAAACAAAAAAUCAGAGACUUUUAUGAGGACAUCCCAAACAAAUACACAUACAAACAUACAUAUAUUAUGUACAAAAAAAUAAAUAUGUAUAUAAAUACACAUUAGUAAUAUCAACAAUGGUACAGACUUAUGCAUAUGUAGCAUACAAACACACGAAAACAUACAAACACGUAUAGUUUCAUAAAUUAAAUGUGAUAGUAGUUUUAUAUUGAUUAUUCAUUAAUUGAUUAAUGAAGCGAACAUUUUCGUUUCAGCUAUGUUAUUAUUGUAAUUUUUAAUUUUCUAUUUAAAUCAUUAAUUAUUUCAUUAUGUACAAUAAAAAUAUAUCAUUAUUAUUGUUCUCAUUAAGUGUAUAGGAGUAUUAUUAUGAGUUCGAUAUGUAAAAAUGUAGAAUACCUUUGUUGCGAACCUGUAAAUUACAUACGUAUGUCAAUGUAAACACAUGCAGACAUUGUAAAACAUAAAUAUUAUAUACAUACAUAUAUGUAUAUAUAUAAGUAUAUAGCAACCUAUAGUAAAGGCGUAAGUUUGUUUGUAAUGUAGAAAAGCAAAACGCUUUAAAUAAAGCUAACGGAAAGCAUGAAGAAAAAAAAAUAGUAAAAAGAAAAAUGUAUGGAAAAACCGAAGAAAAUACAUAAAUAAUAACAAUAAUAAUAACUAAACAGUAAUAAAUUUGUAGCAUAUUUAAAAAUUACAAUGAUACAAGGAAUUAUUAUUAUAUAAUCACUCACACACAAAAUCAACAACAAUUACAUACAUACAUAUUAACAGCAAAACAAGCUAUAUAUACAAAUACAAACGAACAUGCAUACAUAUAUGAAUAUACAUAACUUAACAAUGCAGGAAAUUUAAGAAAGCGGAAAUAGCGAAAUGAGCCGAAAGAAACCUAAAAACAACAGUUGAAAACUAGAAAGAAGCAGGAAUUAUUUAGAAAAACAACAACAAUAAAAUAAAAGAAUACUAAAUUGAUUUGAUCAAAACAUUA
Messenger RNA from Bactrocera oleae (olive fruit fly), 11316 nucleotides. RefSeq names its product centrosomal and chromosomal factor corto (gene corto). The record is from RefSeq and is a predicted model, not a curated record. Lineage: Eukaryota; Metazoa; Arthropoda; Insecta; Diptera; Tephritidae.